CUAAUUCACUGUCAAACAUAGGAGGCCAAGCUAAUCAAUCGUCAAACAUAGGAGGCCCAACUAAUUCACUGUCAAACAUAGGAGGCCCAACUAAUUCACUGUCAAACAUAGGAGGUUCAACUAAUUCACUGUCAAACACAGAAGGCCUAACUAAUUCACUGUCAAACAUAGGAGACCUUACUAAUCCACCUUCAAACACAGGAGGCCCAACUAAUCCAUCGUCAAACAUAGGAGGCCCAACUAAUCCAACGUCAAACAUGGGAGGUCUAACUAAUCCACCUUUAAACAUAGGAGGCCCAAUUAAUUCACUGUCAAACACAGAAGGCCUAACUAAUUCACUGUCAAACAUAGGAGGCCAAGCUAAUCCAUCGUCAAACAUAGGAGGCCCAACUAAUCCAUCGUCAAACAUAGGAGGCCCAACUAAUCCAACGUCAAACACAGAAGGCCCAACUAAUCCACCGUUAAACAUAGGAGGCCAAAUUAAUUCACCGUCAAACACAGAAGGCCAAACUAAUCCACCGUCAAACACAGAAGGCCCCACUAAUCCACCGUUAAACAUAGGAGGCCCAAUUAAUUCACCGUCAAACACAGAAGGCCCAACUAAUCCACCGUCAAACACAGAAGGCCCAACUAAUUCACCGUCAAACACAAGAGGCCCAACUAACUCCCCGUCAAACACAAAAGGCCCAACUACUUCAUGGUCGAACAAAGAAAGCCCAACUGAUCCACUGUCAAACAUAGGAGGUCCGACAGGUAGCCCAAAUAAGUCAUCGGCACCCACAGGAGGCAAAACUAAUUCAACGGCACCGACAGGAGUCCCAAGGAAAACAACGCCACCAGCAGGAUUGACUCAUAAAUCAACAACAGCUCAGCCAUCGUUAUAUCCUUCACAUAAACCAAAUUGGGGUCAAGCAAACCUAUCUAUACCAUUAACAAUUUUCGUCAACGGCAACUACUCGCAAGAGUUAGAUGAUACAACGUCACCUAUGUACCAAAUCUAUAGCUAUGACUUUACAAUUGUACUUUAUGCCCUCUACAGUAGCAUUACUGAUUUUCAAGGUGUCAACAUAACCGGUUUCUUCAAUGGCUCCAUUGGAUGCAGGUAUGAGGUGUUGGUAGCGCCAAGUAAUGGUAAUCCAAUAAACACAACACAACUACUUAAUUCCAUAAAGGAAGCGGGAUAUACCAACGCACAAUUUAAUGUCUCGGGCAAAGACAUUCUUUACAUUGAGACUAAUAAGACGGACAAUGCAAUUCAACAAGCAUUGGAACAAAACCAUUUCGAGGAAGUCUUGCAGAAAGCAUGCAUAAAGUCAAACGUAUGUUCAUAUGAUACCGUAUGUGUAGUAAAUAAACAGGUUUUGACUUGCACACAUAAGUGUAAUGCAAAUAACAUCUGCUCAAAGAACGGAGAGUGCUACGUACACAUAGACGGGAAUGUGAAAUGCAGAUGCAAAAAAGAUUCUACCUAUGUCUAUAACGGUCACACUUGUAAAGACAAGGUUUUGGUAUUCUUCAACGGUAAGAACACUACCAUCAUAGGUGCAUGCGCUGGGGCGGCCAUAGCUUUCCUCUUUCUACUUGUUAUCUACUUUGUGGUGAGAUGGAGAGAAAAACGAACGUCAAAAACAACUGAUGAAAAGCUGUCCGACCCUGAAGAGAUAAGGAAGGAUAACUCCCAGAUCGAGAACGUGCCGAUGGAUGGUAUGGGGAAGACUAACCCGAUGUACCGUCCACAUAUCAGUAACCACCAGCAAGAAGGACACGGUAACUACUACCCCGGGGAACGCUCGGACAGGGAUAACAUAUACGAGGACGAGCUGGCUUAUGAUAAAGGAAGAUACUACAGAGUACUCAACGAUCCGAAAAGUAGGUCAAAGGCAUUGGUGUACCAACCCUCUAACAUGUCGAGUCCUGAAAAGAGAACAGAAACUAUGUCUAAGUUUGAUGAUCUCGCGUCCAAGCCGCAACCUUAUAAUAGGAGACAAGAGAUGGAGCAUCAGCCCUUUCACGAUAUGCUCAACACAGAACAGCCGUACGAAAUCAGACGGCCGCAGCUCAUGACAAAUGCGGUUAACUCAUAUGGAUACCGAUGAAGUAGAGUGACAUCACAGAUACCAGUGUACUACCUGGAAAUGUUAUAGAAAAACUGUUCUGAGAUAAUUAAGUAUGAUAAUACAAUUUGGGAUUGAGAAUUGAUUAACAUAAUAGAUAUGCAAUUUCCAGCAUAUGAUAAGGGUAUAAUGUGUUAAAUUCAAUUGCUUCUGAGGUAAAGAUCUG
Molecule: messenger RNA, 2280 nt
Organism: Mizuhopecten yessoensis (Yesso scallop)
Lineage: Eukaryota; Metazoa; Mollusca; Bivalvia; Pectinida; Pectinidae
Product: mucin-13-like
Exons: 10
Coding region: 258-2096 (612 amino acids)
Source: RefSeq, a predicted model, not a curated record